Molecule: messenger RNA, 474 nt
Organism: Aspergillus chevalieri
Lineage: Eukaryota; Fungi; Ascomycota; Eurotiomycetes; Eurotiales; Aspergillaceae
Exons: 2
Coding region: 1-474 (157 amino acids)
Source: RefSeq, a predicted model, not a curated record
AUGUACUACGUCCUCUACCUAAGCAGCCUCUGCAAACGCCGCCACUGGCCCGACCCUCUCUACUCCUCCUACAAAACCACAACCACAACAACGACUCCCUCGCCCACCGGCGCAAGCACCGGCCCCAACACCAGCAGCAACGCAGGCUACACCUGCACCGUUCGCGUCAAUAACCGCGAAUACCAAACCGACACGAUCUGCGAAUCCGAGCCCCUAGCCCGCGAAAACGCCGCCAUGCGCGCGUACCUUAUCUGUCGCAAUUUCUCCGUCAAUGAUGGCAUGUACCCCGCGGGCCAUGAUCAUGGGGGCGUUGUGCAAGGGGUGCCCGUUGCGAUUGGGACGGGGAGGAAGGGGCGGUUUCAGUAUGGGGAGGAUAAUGGGGGGUUUGGGGAGGUUUAUGCUGGGUAUGGAGGAGCGGGGAGGGUUGGGAGUGAAAGUGGUGCGAGUAGUGGGAGUGGAGGGGUUUCGCCGUGA